UCCUCUGUUGCUCUCCUCCAGGUUUCUUCCCUUUUUUUCCCCCUGAAGGGUUAUUUGGGAGUUUUUCCUGGUCCCAUGUGAGGUUUUGGGGCAGGGAUGUCUAUGUGUACAGAUUGUAAAGCACUCCGAGACAAAUUUGUAAUUUGUGAAAUUGGGCUAUACAAAUAAACUGAAUUGAAUUGAAUUGUGGUCCAAACUCCAUCCUGAGAGAGCUGUUAUAUAGUUUUACUCAGGGGAUGUUCAAAUGGAGUGCCUUAGUUGGACAAGUGUAUCUAAUGGUAAUAUUAGUUCAUUUUAAAACAUUAAACUUUUAUUUUGUAGCCACCCACAAAGCUUUGCAAUAAGUGCAAUAGGUGUUGUCUUCUUUUUGAUUUUUUGUCUUUCUUACAAGUCAAUAGAAAAUAUUACAAUUAUGUUGGUUCAACCAUAGACUGUACAAAGUAAAUAUGUAUGGCAAAAUAGUGUUAUAAAAUAAAUAUAUUUAGUGUUACACAAUAUGAUCGUGGAGAAGGCAUCCAUCUCUCUCUGCCUGAAGUUCAGGGCCUCAAUUUGGCCUCUCAAGGGUAGUUUGUAUAAUGUCGCUCCACAAGCGUUGUAAAAACCUAUCGUUGUUUUCUGUCGGUGAUUGGGUUUUUUUAAAUAGUAAUUUUGUUAUUUUGGUUCUUUUUGUGGGAUUUUCUCUUUGUAGUUUUUGGUUUGUCUUCAUGGUCAUUUUGUUUCUCUCUUUCUCUCUUAUGAUUUUAAAUCUGAAAAAAAAAUCCACUAAAACUGAAUACCUGAACUUUGACCAUGCGCGUUUGUUUUACUGUGCUUGUACGUGAAGUUAUUAUAGAGGUCCUAUUUGUAUAGUUUAUUUACCUGAACUUGAGUUUGAGAGUGAGGGGUUCUUUUCUAUCAGUAUCUUCAGUUCACUCACAUCCUAUAGGACUGAGGAAUAUUUGGUAAUAACGUUUGAAUAUCUGCUGCAUCAGUGAUGACUGUGGUUUGACUUGUAUCUCUUCGUUGGUUGCAGUUAUCAGUGCAAUGACAAUGCAGGCCACAUGACUGUGCAAAGGUUGUUUGCAUUUGUAAAGCAAACAAAGUUGCAGAGAAAGAAUAAAAAGGAGUUUGCAAUUGAUUGGAAUUAAAACUUCGCCAUGUUGGCAUCAGUGGUUCUACUCUUGGCAGCUGUUUUACUCUUCCUGCUCUUCUUUCCAACCCAAAGGCCCAAAAAUUUCCCUCCAGGCCCCCGACCAUUCCCCAUCUUUGGAAAUGUGCUGCAGCUCAAUCUGGAGAGCCCUCUCGCAGAUCUGGAGAAGCUGGCCAAGCGCUAUGGUAACGUCUUCAGCCUUUUCAUUGGUCCCAGGCCUGCGGUCGUCAUCAAUGGGCUGCAGGCGUUGAAAGAAGCCCUGGUCAACAAAGCUGCGGAUUUCUCUGGCCGACCACAAGACCUCAUGGUUAAUCAUGCCAUACAAGUGGAAGCUCAUGCUCCCGGAGUGAUUCUAGCAGAUUAUAACUCUGGCUGGAAAGAGCACCGACGCUUUGGUCUGAUGACCCUGCGAAACCUCGGUCUGGGGAGGCAAUCGAUGGAGCGGAGCAUUCUGGGAGAGAUACAUGGCAUCGUACAGCUGUUGGAGCAGAGUGUCGGUAAGACCAUGAAUCCCAACAAGUUGUUCCACAAUGCAGCUUCCAACAUCAUCUGUCAAAUUCUGUUUGCGAGGCGGUUUGACUACGAGGAUGAGUUCAUGAAGUUCUUUGUUGGACUUUUCCAAGAGACUUCUAAAAUAAUCAACGGGCGCUGGGGUAUGAUUUAUGACGCUGUUCCCAUUGUGCGAAACCUGCCACUACCCUUCCAGAAAGCCUUUAAAAUGUUCAAGGAUGCACAUCAAAUACGUUUGAAGAUGUUGGCUGAGAACAAAAAGACCAGAGUUCCUGGUAAACCCCGCCAUUUCAUCGACAUCUAUUUAGAUGAACUGGAUAAGAGAGGUGAUGAUGGCUCCUCAUUUUCUGAAGACCAGCUUUGUGCAUUUAUUUUGGAUCUUCACUUUGCUGGGACUGACACGACUGCUAACACCCUACUCACUGCCUUCCUCUACCUCAUGAACUAUCCACAGAUACAAGAGCGCUGUCAGCAAGAAAUAGACAACGUCCUGGAUGGGAAUGAUGAAGCAAGUUUUGAAGACAGACACCAGAUGCCCUAUGUGCAGGCCGUCAUUCACGAGAUCCAGAGAAUGGCUGACACUGUGCCUCUCGCUGUUUUCCACUGCACCACUAAAGACACAGAGUUGAUGGGAUACUCCAUACCCAGGGGAACCAUUGUCAUCCCCAACCUUUCCUCAGUGCUAUGCGAGGAGGGACAGUGGAAAUCCCCCCAUGAAUUCAACCCUGAAAACUUCCUCAAUGAGCAGGGGGAGUUUGUGAAGCCCGAGGCCUUCAUGCCUUUCUCUGCUGGUCCUCGUAUGUGUCUCGGAGAAACUCUGGCUCGUAUGGAGCUCUUCCUCUUCGUGGUGACUCUGCUGAGGAGGUUCAAGUUUGUGUGGCCUGAGGAUGCAGGAGAGCCAGACUACAAAAUGGUUUUUGGGACAACCCAGACACCCAAACCUUUUUGUAUGAAUGUCCAAGACAGAAAAACUGUCAAUGCAAGACAAGGGUUACCUUAAUACUUAUUAUUAUUCUUUCGGUAUCUCCCGAUUUGAUUUUGAGAUUUCGGGGAGUCAAGAUUCAAUUCAAAAUAUAUUACUGUUUAAAAAUAUAUAUUUCAUUCAUUAUGCCUACAUGGAUCUACUCCGUUCCAUCUUAUGCUAAUAAAGGCGAUGGGGAUAAUUAUGGCAUCAACAAAAAAUAAAAUGUAUGGAAAAUGUAUAUUUAAAUAGCUUAUAUCAACUGAUGGCAAUAAUGUAAACACACAGAGCCAACAUUUAACUUUCAUUUAUGCUCAACCUUCACAAAUAAACAAAUGUGUUGUAUUAUUUAAUUCUCAGUAACUUCAAGAAUAAAAAGUUAUAAAUAAAAUAAAUGAUGCCUGUUGUAUUAAUACAAUUAGGAGUUUUUUAUGUCUCAGAAACAUACAAAUAAAAAAAAGAAUAUUGUGCAUAAAAUAACAUUGUGAAACUGGCUUUGGUAAAUCCGCAGCAUUAUGUAAAUGUUCUAACUGUUGGCGAGCAGCGCAGCACGGGGUGAGACUCGACUGUAUAAACAGUGACGAUGUCAGAAGAUGACAAGUCCUAGUCUUUGUAUAUCUCCAGUCUGAUAUAAAGCGAACAGCUGAUAGGUGCAUUUGCUUACAUGAGAUGAUAUAAUUAUAAUAUAUUAACAAAUAUAUUAACAAUAAUCAAAAACAAAUUGUGGAGAAAUAAACGUUUAGAAAUUGAUAUUUGGAAGUUGUGUAUCGAUUCAGAAUCUUAGGCGAUGAGAAUCACAAUUUUAAACAUUGUACACAAUUUUAACUCAUAGGCAUAAAACCAGUUUUGGUUUAAGCUGCACUAAUCCAUAUUUCAUAUGAGCAAUAGAUAAAUGACUAUCUGAAAGAGCUCACUUCUAGUUUCACCCCCUGUGCCCUUCCAUCGGCUCUUUAUCUCUGUCUUUGAACCUUAAUGUUUGUGAGGAGCGAGUUGUAUUGAAAACCAUGUACAAUUUGUUUCUAGCGCCUCCAAGUGGCCAAAGAAAUUCUAUAAUAUAUGACUGUGACCUUUAUUCGAUGCAAAAAAUCUGCUAGUUGAAGUCUUUGUGUGGUUUACAGAAUAUUACGUAUGCAGUCCUAUUAUAUCUUAUCGGAUUAAACCAUAAACUCUGAA
This is a messenger RNA of Pseudoliparis swirei, 3773 nucleotides long. Its product is annotated as cytochrome P450 2D15-like. Gene Ontology annotation, biological process: xenobiotic metabolic process. The transcript has 11 exons. Gene Ontology annotation, molecular function: heme binding; iron ion binding; oxidoreductase activity, acting on paired donors, with incorporation or reduction of molecular oxygen, reduced flavin or flavoprotein as one donor, and incorporation of one atom of oxygen. The coding region runs from base 1137 to 2639 and encodes 500 amino acids. Gene Ontology annotation, cellular component: intracellular membrane-bounded organelle; cytoplasm. The record is from RefSeq and is a predicted model, not a curated record. NCBI's taxonomy places the organism in Eukaryota, Metazoa, Chordata, Actinopteri, Perciformes, Liparidae.